AUGGAGGAUGCAAACAGAUUGGGCCCUGCACUGCAACGAACCACAAUUUUAAACGGGGUCGUAUUAAUUUUGAAAGAAUUAGAUUAUUUCACGUCAUCUGAAAGUGAAGAUGAAAUGGAAAAUCUUACACCUUUGGUGGAUAAGAGAAAAUUGCCAAAAUUAGAAAACUACGUUGAAAACAUUGUGCCAGCUUAUAAUAAUCAUCAAUUCAAGUCACAUUUCAGAAUAAACCGAGAUACAUUUGAGUAUAUAUUUACCAUUAUCGCUCCAAGAUUGAAAAGAAUAAGUGUGGGUCUUCCAAUGAUUUCUCCGGAGAAGCAAUUUCUUAUUGCAUUAUGGUGUAUGGCUACACCUGAUUCUUACAGGUCCAUAUGUGAGAAAUUUGAUCCAUCAAGAAAUAGUGUCAACGAAGUUUGGACUGGGUUUGAAGCUACCAGUGGUUUUCCGAAAGUAAUUGGAGCAAUAGACGGUACUCACAUAAAUAUUCCAGUACCUCUUAUUGAACCAGUAUCGUAUAUAAAUUGUAAGGGCCAUUAUUCUAUUCAACUGCAGGCUGUAUGUGACCAUAGAACAAAUUUUAUUCACUGUUACGUUGGACACCCAGGUUCUGUACACGAUCAACGUGUUUUUAGAUUAUCUGAGUUGCAACAGUGGUUGGGGGAUCCUGAUAAAUUUCCCCAGAACUGCCACAUCCUUGGUGAUGCUGCAUAUAAGUUACACGAAAAUGUCAUUGUUCCUUAUCGUGACAACGGACAUCUCACUAUUAGACAAAGAAACUUUAAUUUCUGUCAUUCGUCAAGCAGAAUAGCAAUUGAAAGAGCUUUCGGAUUACUGAAAACAAGAUUCCGUACGGUUUUAAAU
Molecule: messenger RNA, 861 nt
Organism: Odontomachus brunneus
Lineage: Eukaryota; Metazoa; Arthropoda; Insecta; Hymenoptera; Formicidae
Product: protein ALP1-like
Exons: 6
Source: RefSeq, a predicted model, not a curated record